AUGAUUACUGCCAAGAACAAACCAAUCCCCAAGGCUGCUGACUCAACAUCAUGGGCUGAUAGAGUUAGGAUUUCUGACUCAAUCACUCGUUUCACCCUUGAAAAUCUUCCUCGUCAACCUGUAGGACACCGUCUCCAGGUCUCAGAAGCAAUGUUGAUGGAGAAUUCUGAUCAGUGGACUAGAUGUAUGUGUGGUCUAGAGCAUGUCACAGCCACCGCCAAUGGCUUCAUGAUUUUUAGGUUCAACACUAAGGAGAAUAUGCAUGCAGUGCUAGAGAAAGGACCAUGGAUGUUCGGAGGUAAGAACAUCAUCCUGCAACAAUGGCAUCCCCGAUUCCAGUUUGACAAGAAUAAAAUCUCUACACUUCCAGUUUGGAUCCGCCUACAUGGCCUGCCUUUUCCUUUAUGGUCUAAGCAGGGUUUGAGCAUGGCUGCCAGCAUGAUUGGUCGACCUUUGUCUUGUGAUGAGCAAACCUACAACUGCACGCGGUUAGAGUAUGCAAGGGUUUGCGUAGAGAUUGAUGCUACUCUCCCCUAUGUUCAGGAUUUUGAAAUAGACAGUCCCCUAUCAGCCGAACCAAUCACAGUAACAGUAGACUAUGAAUGGAAGCCUUCUCGUUGUGACAAAUGCAAAGUUUUUGGCCACUCCUGCCUUCCCAUUGCAGCAUCCCAACCAGCUAAACUGGACAAAGGCAAAGGCAUAGCAGACCAACUUCCAUUUCCCCCAACUAUUUUAUCCCACCCAACCAACACACCCUUACCUAUCCCACAAGAUCCAUCCCCAAGCAGUGAUGAUCCAUCAUCCAGCAAGGCCACUCCUCCCACAAUACAAUGCCUCCCCAACCAUAUGGCCAUUAUCACCUCCAAUGAUCCAUUACCAGGCACUAUUGCCCCAUCCUCAAGCAAACCAUCCUCUCCCACGACCCCAUAUCCUCCACCACUUAUAGACCCCCAACCAGCCUUAAACACCAUCGCUCCUUCCCCAACACCUGCUGUUCAAAUUGAUCAGCCUGACCUUCAUGUAUCCAACGACAACAAUUCCUGUCAUGAGUCAGGAAAUGAUCACCCAACCAACAUCCACACUUCUCAGCUUCCUCUUGCCCUGGACACUACACCGUGUCAGGAGAGUAGAAUGGCCUCCUUGGGCACAACUAGUGAAAGUUCACACACAGCUUCUGAAGCUACUGUUGAGACAUCCUCCACCUUUAUUGCCACACAUGAUGCAUCCCCCACUUCCUCUCCGAAAACAGUCCGGAAAAAGAAAGGGGUCACUACCCCAUCUUCCACUCACCCUCUCAAAAUCACCUUCAUUUAUAGCUACAACACCCCAUCCGAAAGACUGCUUCUCUGGAAUCAUCUAUGCCAAGAAAGCACCCGAAACAUUGGUAUCCCAUGGAUUGUUAUGGGGGAUUUCAAUGCCAUAUUGACUGCUGAUGACAGAGUAGGCGGGGACGUGAAUUGGUAUCGCCAUCAAGAUGACUUCCACAACUGCAUCCGUCAGUCUGAGCUCAUCCAAAUUCCAUACACAGGUCUCAGGUUUACUUGGCAUAAUGGACAACAUGGUGAUCAUACUAUACAAAAGAAAUUGGAUUGGAUAUUUGGGAAUCAGUGCUUGUUCUCCACCUGGCCGGCAGCUCAUUCUGUUUUCCAACCGCGUCACAUCUCUGAUCAUAGUGCCAUGAUACUUCAUCUUCAGACUGAUAGCUACAAAAGACAGGUUCCUUUCAAAUUUUUGAAUUUAUGGGCUGACCGUGAUGAUUUUCUAGCCACUGUUAGCUCAUCCUGGCAGGCUACAAUCAAUGGUAAUCCAAUGUAUCAACUUACCACCAAGCUCCGCCUCCUAAAACAUGAGCUUAAGAAACUUCAUCAGCAGCACACGUCCCACAUUACAAGCAGAGUUUCACAAGCUAAAGAUGCAUGGUAUGCUGCUCAGACCGUCCUUGAUGCCAACCCAACCUCACCCGAAGCCAGAACUGAUGAAAGAUGUUGUGCUCAUCGAUACAUGCAAUUAUGUAAAGAUGAGGAAUCGUUCUUUCAACAAAGAUCUAGAGUACAGUGGCUUCAACUAGGUGACAGGAACACCAAAUUCUUCCACAAAUCUUUGCUACAUCGGCAGGUCAGGAACAGAAUUCAUCAUCUGAUGGAUGAUGAAGGCAAUAUAAUCCACGAUCAACAGAAGAUGAGUCACAUGACAGUAUCUUUUUUUGAGCAACUUCUCUCAACACCGCAGCCUCCAAUGACAGAUGAUAUUGCACCGCUAUAUCCCAACGCUAUUUCUGCUGCAUCCACAACAGCAAUGCUCCUACCUCUUACUAAUGAUGAAAUCAAGGCUGCCCUGUUCUCAAUCCCUGACAACAAAGCCCCAGGACCGGAUGGUUAUAAUGCUUUUUUCUUCAAGAAAUGCUGGUCUAUUAUUGGAGCCGACUUCAUUGCUGCCACCAGGUAUUUUUUCACCAACAACACCCUGCCUCGCUGUGUCAAUGCUACUAGAGUAGCUCUUGUGCCUAAGGUUGAAAAUCCAUCCUGCAUGAAUGAUUUUCGUCCAAUAUCUUGCUGCAAUGUUCUAUACAAAUGCAUAUCCAAGAUUAUUAUUUCCAGGUUAAAGACUGUUUUAGAUGAGGUCAUUGGCCCCUCACAAUCAGCUUUCCUGCCGGGCCGAAAUAUAUCAGAUGCUAUCCUACUCACUCAGGAACUUAUGCACAAUUCACAUUUAAGCAAUGGGCCGGCCAACUGUGCCUUAAAGAUUGACUUAAGGAAAGCUUUUGACACA
Populus trichocarpa (black cottonwood) is the source of this 2769-nucleotide messenger RNA. RefSeq lists its product as uncharacterized. The annotation marks the transcript as partial. Lineage: Eukaryota; Viridiplantae; Streptophyta; Magnoliopsida; Malpighiales; Salicaceae. The record is from RefSeq and is a predicted model, not a curated record. The transcript is spliced from 3 exons.